Molecule: messenger RNA, 645 nt
Organism: Populus nigra (black poplar)
Lineage: Eukaryota; Viridiplantae; Streptophyta; Magnoliopsida; Malpighiales; Salicaceae
Product: malonyl-CoA:anthocyanidin 5-O-glucoside-6''-O-malonyltransferase-like
Exons: 2
Coding region: 1-645 (214 amino acids)
Source: RefSeq, a predicted model, not a curated record
AUGGGGACCUAUAUUUCUCAGGUCAAGCACUCACUCUCUUUAACUCUUUCCCACUUCCGUCCUCUUGCCGGUAACCUCACUUGGCCUCCAAAUUCCAUCAAACCCAUCAUCACGUACAGUACUCCAGAUGAUGGUAUUAAACUUACAGUUGCCGAGUCCAGUGCAGACUUUGACCAUCUCUGUAGUGAAGUACAUGAUGCUAAUGAGUCACAUCAUUAUGUGCCAAAUGUAUCAAUAUCUGAUACUAUAGCAUCUACACUCGCUAUUCAGAUCAUUUUAUUUCAAAAUAAAGGUUUUUGCAUCGGCCACACCACUAACCAUGCUGUUCUUGAUGGCUUGAGCGUAUCCUUCUUUAUGAACGCAUGGGCUCGCAUUUGCACACAGUUAGUCGAUGAAAAUAUGGAAAACCAUGGCUUGUUACCGGAAGAAUUAACCCCGUUUUUCAAUCGAACAGCUGUUCAGGAUCCAGAAGGGUUAGACAUGUCGUACUUGAAAUUCUGGCUGGGAGUGAAAUCUCCAGGUUCUGAUAACAAUCCUAGGAGUUUGAAGCCUUUUCCGCUUUCAGAAAUACCACCAAAAUUGGUAAGGACUGUUAGCACAACACAAUCUGACAGCAAGCAUUGUGAGAAUUCAAUGGAGAGAUAA